This is a messenger RNA of Effrenium voratum, 765 nucleotides long. The record is from the annotation of a GenBank genome assembly. NCBI's taxonomy places the organism in Eukaryota, Dinophyceae, Suessiales, Symbiodiniaceae.
AUGGCGGAGCGUUACCUCAUCACCAAGGUGGCGACGGUGGAGGGGGCGGCAGUUCCGGAGCUGGUGAAGCUGAAGGUCGCCCGCGACGAGAAGCUGGCGGAGGAGAAGAAGGCAGCCAUUGCUGCGAAGCAGAAGACCAAGGAGGAGGAGAGGGCAAAGCUCAAGGAGCGCACAGCUGCCUAUGAGAAGGAGUAUGCAGAGGCUUCAAAGGAGCUUGUGAAGCUCCGAAGGGAGGCAAAGGUGAACGGCAACUUCUUCGUUGAGCCAGAGGCAAAGCUGCUGUUUGUCGUUCGUAUUGCGGGCAUCAUCAAGAUGAGCCCCAAGCCAAGGAAAGUGCUGCAGCUGCUGCGCUUGAAGCAGCUGCACAAUGGCGUUUUCCUCAAGGUGAACAAGCCCAUCCUGAACAUGCUGAAGCUUGUGCAGCCGUAUGUGACCUACGGCUACCCGUCCCUGAAGACCGUCAGAGAGCUGGUCUACAAGAGGGGCUUUGGCAAGGUCAACAAGCAGCGCAUCCCCCUGUCAUCCAACGACAUCAUCUCGGAGAGCUUGGGCAAGUUCGGCAUCCAUGGCAUGGAGGACAUCAUCCACGAGAUCUACACCGUGGGCCCCAACUUCAAGCAGGUGUCUAACUUCCUGUGGCCCUUCAAGCUGUCCUCCCCCAAGGGCGGCUUCAUCAACAAGCGCCACGGCUUCUGCGAGGGCCGUGGCGGUGAUUGGGGCAACCGCGAGGAGUUGAUCAACGACCUCUUGAGGCGCAUGAACUGA